Neltuma alba is the source of this 1278-nucleotide messenger RNA. RefSeq lists its product as uncharacterized. The coding region runs from base 1 to 1278 and encodes 425 amino acids. NCBI's taxonomy places the organism in Eukaryota, Viridiplantae, Streptophyta, Magnoliopsida, Fabales, Fabaceae. The record is from RefSeq and is a predicted model, not a curated record. The transcript is spliced from 2 exons.
AUGAAUACAUUUGAAACGACCAUUGGUGAUGAACAUGAGCCAGUGAAUGUUGAGAAUGGAGUUGAAUGCCUAACUUUUGAAGGAGGCGGAUCAAGUCAGAGAAGCAAGUGUAGUGGUUUAGAGAGUAAGGGAAGACUGAUGGGCGAGAUGAAUUGUACGAAAUGGGCAGGAGUGUUUGUAGGAGUGGGCCAAUAUGUUCCACAUGCUGUUGUUUUUAGGGAAGCUGUGUACCGGUUCAGUAUUGCAGAGAAGUUUGUAGCGAGAUAUAUCAAGAAUAGUAAGGAGAAGAUGAAUGUGAGGUGUAAAGUAGAACGGUGUCCUUGGAAGAUAUGUGCAAAUGUUGUUAGAAAGAACAGUCAUCUAUUACGUGUGACUACAUUUUGCAAUAAGCACAUUCAUUCAGCCCAAGACAAUUUGAUUGUGACUUAUGGUGGGAGUGCUGCGUUGACAUCAUCAGUAAUAGUUGAAGAGAUAAGGGACCAUGCUGAAAAACGGCCCACUGAGAUAAGGAAGAUGUUGGAGAGGGAGUAUGGUGUGAGGCUUACAUAUUGUCAGGCAUAUAGAGUAAAAGAAAAGGCAAUGGAAGAAAUACAUGGGAAACCAGAACAGUCCUAUAUGUUAAUACCAUGUGCAUGUGUUGAGGGUUUUUUGAACGGUGCAAGGCCUAUAUUAUAUGUUGAUGGUACUCAUUUAAGUGGUCCAUAUAAGGGGACAUUACUGUCAGCUUCGGCAUAUGAUACGGAUAAUGAGCUGUUGCCGUUUGUAAUAGUAGUGGUGAAGGGAGAGAAUCUUGAUGACUGGACGUGGUUUUUUCACAAGAUUAAACAAAUAGUUGGUUCAAUGCAACUGACUAUUGUGUCAGAUAGACAUAAUUCUAUAAUUGGUGCUGUGCAAGCAAUAUUUGGGUGUGAAAGGCAUGCAUACUGUUAUAGGCAUGUGAAGGAGAACUUUAGCUCUGAAUAUAUGAAAUUAAACAGAGGUCGGAGAAGGACAAGUGAAAAUUUAAAGGAAGAUGCAUUGAAAGUACUGGAUAAAGUGGCUUAUGCAAGACUUGCGGAUGAGUUUGAUCAUGCGCUGGAUGAUCUCAAAACCAUGUCUCAUGAGUUAUAUGAGUGGGUUAUCAAUCAAGGUGAUGUGGAUAGGUGGGCAUUGAGCAAGUUCCCAUAUAAAAGGUGGGACAACAUAACAACUAAUUUAGCUGAAUCUUUUAAUGCUUGGAUGGUAAGGGAGAGGAAGCAUAACGUGGCCAAAAGAUCCAUGAGCACCGGGAGAAAGUAG